This is a messenger RNA of Tetranychus urticae (two-spotted spider mite), 1188 nucleotides long. RefSeq lists its product as uncharacterized. The record is from RefSeq and is a predicted model, not a curated record. NCBI's taxonomy places the organism in Eukaryota, Metazoa, Arthropoda, Arachnida, Trombidiformes, Tetranychidae.
GCCGAAUUGCUGCUCAAAAUUUAACAGUCAUAAGCAUAUGAUUUGAAAAAAUAUAAACUGAUCUGUUUAACUUUUCAAGUUAUUGCAUUUGAAAAUGCUGUUAAGAUUUUUCAAACAAAUCAUCCAUCAUUAUAAACUGAUUUAAAUUGCUAUAAACUCUAUUGGCUAUCAAUUGUCAUCUAAAUUGUAUUUAUAUUUGAAUCUUCUCAUUUUAGUUUGUUACAUUAGUUGCAAAUCAUUGAAAAUCAAUGUAGCUCUAAUUGUCACUUUUAAAGCAACUGUGCCUUGGCUCAUCUGUGACCAGAAUACAUUUUUUACCGCAUCCAUCUGAAGCCAAUUACAUUUUGUGUGAUUCUUCCAUUCCAAAGCAUGCGAGGUCAAUCUUUCAUCAUAUUCGUCUUUUGUUCCUUUGGUUUUACGCACUGUUCGAUUGACUAUCAAAUAAUGUUAGAAAAAACUGCGAAAGAAAUAAAUGAGUUUACAGAAGCUUUACGCUUGUCUGAGGAGCAAUUAGCGAAAGUUAACGAAACACAGAUCAUGGUUAGAAAUUUCGUUGAGAAGGUUGCUAAAUUUGUUGAACUACAAAAAAUUGUUUUACAGCCAAGUUGUGUUGCUCGUAAAUUUUCAAGACAAUCUUUGAGCCAAUAUGAUCAUAUUACGGCCGAUUAUCUCUAUCAAUGUGAAAAGCUUAUUAAUCGUACAGAUGAGCUCAGUCGUAUCAUUGGAUGUGAAACUGAGGCUAAAGAUUACAUUUGUUACCGAAUCCAUGUAACUGGUCCAUUGCCUGAGCCUGAUAAGGAUGGAUAUGAUUGUUAUAUGGUUGACAAUCCUUUUCAUGACAUCUUUAAGGAACAAUUGCCAGAUUUAAUUGUUCGUUCAUGCGUUCAUGCAAGUAUUCAUGUGAUUUCAUUUACAGUCAUUUGCGUAUUUCUUAUUGUUAUUUGUUUUCAAUGUCGUAAUGCUAGACGCCUUAAACGAGAGCAACCAGAAGAUAUUGAUAUUGAUUCUGUCAAAUAUAAUCGCUCAAAUUUUUGGGAUUGAAUGAUCUCUGUUUUAAUAACUUUUUAAUUCUGAUUAUUUUUUAAAAAAAAUAUUUUAAUUUAUUUUUAAAUUCAAUCAUCUGUAAUUGUUGAGAAAUUUCAACUAUUUUAAUGUAAUUCAUUUCUAUCAUAUUAAACAUCUCUUCAC